AGCAUUUUUGAAGUACAUCAUGGCCAACUUCAACGUCGGAAAAGAUGCCAAGUCAGUAAACGCUCAUUUAAAACUUGCACUCAGAGCCGGAGUUAAGAACAACAGUUUGAAUUUGAAGCAGUCCAAGGGAACUGGAGCAUCCGGAUCUUUCAGAAUUGGAGAGGCAAAACAAGCUAAAAAGAAGCCAGCAAAGACAAAGAAAGCAGCUAAACCUAAGGCCGCCAAGCCUAAGAAGACAAAGAGCACACCAAAGAAAAAGAAGGCAGCAAAGAAACCAGCUGGAGAGAAAAAGGCAGCCAAGCCUAAAACUAAGAAACCAGCAGCAAAGAAAGCAGCCAAGCCAAAGAAGGCAGCCAAGUCACCGGCUAAAAAGAAGGCAGCCAAACCAAAAGCCAAGAAGACACCAAAGAAGAAGUAAACU
Messenger RNA from Mytilus californianus (California mussel), 421 nucleotides. RefSeq names its product histone H1.M6.1-like. NCBI's taxonomy places the organism in Eukaryota, Metazoa, Mollusca, Bivalvia, Mytilida, Mytilidae. Gene Ontology annotation, biological process: nucleosome assembly. Bases 20 to 418 code for a protein of 132 amino acids. The record is from RefSeq and is a predicted model, not a curated record. Gene Ontology annotation, molecular function: structural constituent of chromatin; DNA binding. The transcript has 2 exons. Gene Ontology annotation, cellular component: nucleosome.